This is a messenger RNA of Funneliformis caledonium, 585 nucleotides long. NCBI's taxonomy places the organism in Eukaryota, Fungi, Glomeromycota, Glomeromycetes, Glomerales, Glomeraceae. The record is from the annotation of a GenBank genome assembly.
AUGGUGUUUGGUGCAGAUGUUUACCAUUCAGGUAAAAAUGAACAAGAUGUACCUAGCAUUGCUGCAGUUUGCGCUUCCAUGGACCAAGAUGCUAUUGUUUAUGGUCACACAUAUAGUGUUAACAAAAAGCCACGUAAUGAAACUAUUGAAAAUUUAGAGGAAAUGGUAGUUGAUUUAAUUACAGCUUUCAGGAAUAGAAAUAGGGUUCUUCCCCAGAGAAUUUUAUUCUAUCGUGAUGGAGUUAGCGAGGGGCAAUUUAAAAAAGUCAUAGAAGAAGAGGUGAAAGCAAUGAAACAAGCCCUUAAAAGGGUUUGCGGCAAUCAAAUUCCAAAAUUGACAUUUGUUAUUGUGCAAAAAAGACAUAACACUAGAGAAGCUGAUCGUCUUGGUAAUUGUAAACCAGGAACAGUUGUUGAUACAGGGAUUGUAGCAAGACAUGAAUUUGAUUUUUUCCUACAAUCUCAUGCCAGCCUUCAAGGUACUGCGCGUUCAGCUCAUUAUCGUGUGUUGGUAGAUGAAAACAAGUUUAAUGCCAAUUCCAUGCAAGAGUUAACUAAUAAGUUAUGUUAUUUGAAUGCAAGGUUU